GAGAAAUGGGAAACAGUGCACAGCUGUGUGUUCAGUUCCGUGGCUACUUGACGCUAAGCUAAAACGUUGAAAAUAUAAGCCGACGCCGAGUGGGGAAAAACACGUCUCGACAGCAAGUUUAGGACUUUCAGUAAACUAUGGGGAAAGGCGGAGGCACAUUUGAGAGACUUUUGGAUAAGGCCACCAGUCAGCUGCUCCUUGAGACGGACUGGGAAUCCAUCCUGCAAAUCUGUGAUCUCAUCCGACAAGGAGACACCCAGGCUAAAUAUGCAAUUGGUGCUAUAAAGAAGAAGCUGAAUGACAAAAAUCCACACGUUGCCCUCUAUGCACUUGAGGUACUUGAGUCUGUGGUUAAGAACUGUGGGCAGACAGUACAUGAUGAGGUGGCGAGUAAACAAACCAUGGAAGAGCUGAAGGAGUUAAUCAAGACGCAGACAGAACCAAAUGUCCGAAACAAAAUCCUUUACUUGAUCCAAGCCUGGGCCCAAGCGUUCCGCAACGAGCCCAAGUACAAAGUGGUACAAGACACCUAUCAGAUCAUGAAAGUGGAAGGUCACGUGUUCCCCGAGUUCAAGGAGAGUGAUGCUAUGUUUGCAGCAGAACGAGCCCCAGACUGGGUUGAUGCUGAGGAAUGCCACCGGUGCAGAGUCCAGUUUGGAGUGAUGACUAGAAAGCACCAUUGUCGAGCCUGCGGGCAAAUCUUCUGCGGCAAGUGUUCGUCCAAGUACUCCACCAUUCCUAAAUUUGGGAUAGAGAAAGAGGUCCGCGUUUGCGAGCCCUGCUUUGAGCUGUUGAACAACCACCCUUCCCUAUCUCCUCCGCUUAGGAAAGCCGAGGGAAAACCAACGUCCACUAGUGCUGCAGAGCUGCCACCGGAGUAUCUCACCAGCCCGCUUUCACAGCAGUCACAAAUGCCCCCGAAAAGAGAUGAGGCAGCCCUGCAGGAGGAGGAAGAGCUGCAACUGGCCAUCGCCCUGUCUCAAAGUGAGGCAGAGGAGAAAGAGCGAAUGAGGCAGAAAAACUCGUACACCGUCUAUCCAAAGGCCGACCCCGUCCCAGUCACCUCCUCGGCACCUCCGGUCAGCACCCUCUACACGUCCCCUGUGAAUUCCUCUGCUCCGUCUGCUGAAGAAGUUGACCCUGAGCUGGCUCGUUACCUGAACAGAACGUACUGGGAGAAGAAGCAGGAAGAGGCCCGCAAGAGUCCCACCCCCUCGGCGCCGGCCCCCGUGCCAUUGGCCGAACCCCUGCCACCAAUCAGUCAGCCCGUGGAAGCUCACGUCCCCUUGCAGCCUGUCAACAUAGUGGAGCAGCAGUACCAGAAUGGUGAGUCGGAGGAAAACCACGAGCAGUUCCUUAAGGCCCUCCAGAAUGCCGUCACCACUUUCUUGAACCGCAUGAAAAGCAACCACAUGCGAGGGCGCAGCAUCACCAACGACAGUGCCGUCCUGUCCCUCUUCCAGUCUAUCAAUAACAUGCACCCGCAGCUCCUGGACAUCCUCAAUCAGCUGGAUGAGAAGCGACUGUACUACGAGGGGCUCCAGGACAAGUUGGCUCAAGUGCGAGAUGCCCGCGCAGCACUCAACGCCCUUCGGGACGAACAUAGGGAGAAACUGCGCCGCGCUGCCGAAGAGGCUGAGAGGCAGAGGCAGAUCCAGCUAGCGCAGAAACUGGAGAUCAUGCGGCAAAAGAAGCAGGAAUACUUGGAGAUGCAACGGCAGCUGGCCAUCCAGCGCUUGCAAGAGCAAGAGAAGGAGCGGCAAAUGCGUCUGGAGCAGCAGAAGCACACUGUCCAGAUGAGAGCCCAGAUGCCCGCUUUCUCUCUGCCCUAUGCUCAGAUGCAGUCGUUGCCCCCCAAUGUAGCCGGUGGGGUGGUGUACCAGCCUGGCGCACCCCCAAGCUAUCCUGGCACCUUUAGUCCGGCCAAUUCAGUGGAGGGUUCUCCUAUGCACAACAUCUACAUGAACCAGCCGGGCCAGGGUCCACCGCCUCAGUACCAGGCCAUGCCUGCUGCCGCCACAGAUCCCAAUAUGGUAAACACAUACAUGUAUCAACCUGCUGCCACCAAUGGACAAAAUGCUCCCCCUUCUGGUCAGGCCCCGCCCACAUCCAGUACUCCCUACUCCAACUACCAGCCCACACCCACGCAAGGCUAUCAGAACGCGGCAUCGCAGGCCCAGAGCCUACCCCCCAUGACCCAGGCUGCCCCAACCAACGGCAUGGGGUACAUGGGCUAUCCUGCCUACAACAUGCAGAACAUGAUAUCAACUCUUCCGGGGCAGGACCCUAACAUGGCCGUCCAACAGCAAUACAUGCCCGGCCAGCAGCCCAUGUACCAACAGGUGGCGCCCCCUGGUGGUCCGCAGCAGCCGGCUCAGCCACCCCCACAGCAGCCGCCACCGCAUCAGCAGCACCACCCCCCUGCCCAGGUGGUCCCGGGCAGUGCGGAGGCACAACUCAUCUCUUUUGACUGAAAGCUGCUGCUUGCUUGCUUUCUCUAAUCAGGCCUCACACACUACUACUCCCCCACUUUUGAUCAUUCACACCUCCACUGUCAUGUCGUGGCAAUGUGAAAUCUUGUGAUGAUCUCUUUACAUUAGUGUGGGUGAAAAAAUGGGGUGAGCUAACCCUCAUCCCAUUACCUGUUCCUUGUAUUUCCUCCUUCACAAGUAGUCUCUUAACAAUGAAAUAAGAAAAUACUAAUUACAGGGAAAGAAACACAUGGCAAAAAAGCAUGUUGAUUUUAAUUGUAUUCCAAAGUGGACCCUGUCUGAACACUUUAUUUUUUGACUGAGAGGUGUUUGAAAGACACGUGUGUGUCUUUAAGGAAGGGAGGGGCUUGGAAUGAACAGCACUAACACAUCUUCAGGAUCACAGCUUAACAUUCCGCUUGUCUGUUCCAAAAUUGUCAUUGUUAUUUUGGCUUUUCUUCGUCGUAGUGUGUUUUCAAUAUUUAAAAAUAGUUAUGGAUUCAUGGUUGAACCACUGAAGCUAUACAGAGAAUACAAAUCAUUUAUUUAAAUCAUGAAAUAGGGCCUCUUAAACUGUAAUUAUUUGUUAGUGUGCCUGUCUUUGCACAUGUAUGCUAAAUGUGCACAAGGAUGAGUGGAACUGCUUUUGGCUGCAUGUAAUCCAUUGCUUUUAACUGAUCUUUACGCCAUCAUACCCAUCUGUCGGGCUCGCAAGUCAUUUUAAAUUUAUAUUUAAUAAAUAUCUGAUUCUUAUUGUC
This is a messenger RNA of Corythoichthys intestinalis (scribbled pipefish), 3229 nucleotides long. RefSeq names its product hepatocyte growth factor-regulated tyrosine kinase substrate (gene hgs). Gene Ontology annotation, molecular function: ubiquitin binding; phosphatidylinositol binding; metal ion binding. Gene Ontology annotation, cellular component: early endosome. NCBI's taxonomy places the organism in Eukaryota, Metazoa, Chordata, Actinopteri, Syngnathiformes, Syngnathidae. The transcript is spliced from 20 exons. The record is from RefSeq and is a predicted model, not a curated record. Gene Ontology annotation, biological process: endocytic recycling; receptor internalization. The coding region runs from base 138 to 2474 and encodes 778 amino acids.